Molecule: messenger RNA, 3705 nt
Organism: Diaporthe amygdali
Lineage: Eukaryota; Fungi; Ascomycota; Sordariomycetes; Diaporthales; Diaporthaceae
Product: tetratricopeptide repeat protein 1
Exons: 2
Coding region: 1-3705 (1234 amino acids)
Biological process (GO): regulation of DNA-templated transcription
Cellular component (GO): Cdc73/Paf1 complex
Molecular function (GO): RNA polymerase II complex binding
Source: RefSeq, a predicted model, not a curated record
AUGGCGUCGGUACAUCAGAAUGGCCACCUCAAUGGGGUCAAUGGCGCCUCGGAUGGCGUGUACGCGAGCAAGCGAUUCGCUGAUGUGCCAGCAACACUCGACAUCCCCGUACAAGAUCAAGAAGAUGAGGCCGUCGAGAUCGAUUUGACGAAUUUGAUGGAUGAUCCCUCCGAUCUAUGCGAUCUCUUCGAGGCUGAGCAUGCCGCUCGGACAUAUUGGAUGGCUGUCGCCUUGGCUUAUGCUAAACAGAGGAAAGUCGACUAUGCCAUUGAGACACUGAUUCGCGGUAACGCUCUCCAGACAAUCAACCAGCGUGACAAGUUGAGUCUGGUCAGCUGUCUCUGCUGGAUGUACCUGUGGAAGAGCCGUGACGCACCUCGAGUCGCGCCAGAAGGACAGCUCGCGUCCGAGGCCAAGACCAAAGAAUACUACCUACAACAAGCAACCGCGACCCUCAACGAGGCUUCACGAAUCAAUCCAGCAUUUCCACCACUAUUCCUUGCGCGUGGCGUCCUCUAUCUGCUUCGCGCGUCGCUACAACCGCCUUCAAAAUCAGGCGGUACAGGUGCUAUCGAUCCAGAGAAGGCAGAGCUGUUGCGCUCCGCUCUCAAGUCCUUCGAGGAUGCCAUCCGGGUCUCAUUUGGCAAGAACAUGUUAGCUGUCAUGGGAAAAGCAAGGGCCCUGUUCUCCAUGGCAAAAUACCCAGAGGCGCUGUCGGCAUACCAGGAUGUAUUACAGAAAAUGCCCGACAUGGUCGACCCUGAUCCAAGAAUUGGCAUUGGAUGCUGCUUCUGGCAGCUCGGGUUCAAAGAUGAUGCAAAGACUGCUUGGGAGAGAGCGUUGGAGAUCAAUCCUGACUCAAAGGUCGGAAACAUCCUUCUUGGACUGUUUUACCUCGACAGCAGCGGCCACGUUCCCACCAACAGCCCUGAUUUCAUUCGACUUUACAAGAAGGCUAUGACGGAAUACACCCAACGGUCCUUCAAGCUUGACAAAGACUUCCCGCUGACUUGCGCCACCUUUGCUGGAUACUUCUUGUCCAGAAAGAACUAUGCAAACGUGGACAGCCUGGCACAUAAGGCGAUUCAGUACACCGAUGUGAACGCUGUCGCCAGUGAUGGCUGGUAUCUGCUGGCUCGCAAGGAGCAUUAUGCCGGUGAUGCGGAUCGUGCAAGCGACUAUUACAAACGCGCCGAUGAUGCGCGAGGAGGCGACCAGCGUGGAUACUUGCCGGCCAAGUUCGGCCAGGCACAGCUUUUGGUCAUGAAGAAUGACCUCCCUGGAGCAAGAUACCAUCUCGAGAAAAUGAACAAACAGGUUCGGAAUCACGAAACCAUGACACUGCUUGGGACCAUUUACGCAGAGGAAGUUUUCGCCAAUGAGGCCGCUACUGUCAAGGAGAACAAGACCAACGAGGCCAAGCAAGCCAUGAUUCUACUAGAGGGCGUCAGAUCUGCGUGGAAGGAUCCCCAGAGGAAUGUUGCUCCUGACGCUUCGGUGCUUCUGAACCUCGCUCGGCUAUACGAGACCGAACACCCGGACAAGGCCCUGCAAUGUUUGCAACAGGUGGAACAAAUGGAGCUCGACCAAAUCCCCGAUUCUGCCAUCCCUGAUGAUAUCACUGACGAGAUUGCGAAAAAGGCAGCCAAGCGAAGGCUGCUUUCUCCGCAACUUCUCAACAACAUUGGCUGCUUCUACUCCCAGGCGGAGAAACACGAGCUUGGGAGCGAGUUGUUUGAGGUUGCUCUAGACUCUUGCAUGAGAAUCGAGGAGACUGGUGACAACGAGGACAUGGAUACUGAUGCCCUCGUCACCACAAUCAGCUUCAACCUUGGGCGAAGCUAUGAGUCGAGGGGCUUGGUCGAGAAGGCCGUUGAUAUCUACGAGCGUCUUCUUAAGCGCCACGAUGACUACACUGACGCCCGAACUCGCUUGGCAUACAUCAAGCUGCGAAAGAAUCCGAAUAAAGAGGGACCCGAAGCUGUUUCGAAACUCUACAACGAGCAGCCAUCUGACGCCGAGGUCAGGGCGCUUUAUGGUUGGUAUCUCAGUAAGGUCACGUCCAAGAAGAGGCCACAGAAUCUGAAUGAAGACCACGAGUACCGCACUUUCAAGCGGACCCUGCAGCAACUUGAUAAGCAUGAUCGAUACGCCUUGGUCUCUAUGGGCAACAUGCACCUUUCGCAUGCCAGAGAAACACGACUCCACACGGAGGCCGACAAACAGAGGCGGGAGAAGGAGUACAACAAAUCAGUGGAGUUCUUCGACAAAGCCUUGCAACUGGACCCCAACAACGCGUACGCCGCUCAAGGUAUGGCCAUCGCACUGGCGGAAGCAAAGAAAGAUUACAGAACAGCCCUGUCGAUCCUGCUUCAGGUUCGCGAGACGAUCAAGGAUGCGAACGUGUACAUGAAUCUCGGCCACACUUACCACGAGCUGAAGCAAUACUCCAAGGCAAUCGAGAGCUACGAGAUCGCCCUGUCCAAGGAGGGAAAAUCCAGAGAUACCAUGCUCAUCUCAUGUCUGGGCCGAACCUGGCUGAGCAGAGGAAAAGCCAGUAUCUCAGUUGCACACGGCCAAAAGAUUCCACCUGAAAUCAAUGCCUACUACAAGGCGCUGGAGCUUGCAAAGAAGGCCCUGGAAAUUGCCCCGGAGCAAGUCCAUUUCAAGUUCAACGUGGCGUACGUCCAGAUUCAGUUGGCCAUGACGUUGAGAGACAUGGCAGAGACGGACAGGACGUUGCAGCAACUUCAAGAGGCUGCGGAAGGGUUGGAAUCUGCGAUCACGACGCUAGGCGAGGUUGCCAACCGGCCAGACACUCCUUUCCCCAAACACGAGUUGGAACAGCGUGCGAACAUGGCCCAGAACACACAAAGGAACCAGCUGCAGCGCGCAAUCGACCAGCAGAAGCAAUACGAGGAGAAGAACAAGGAGAAGAUCCAAGCAGCUCUGGAGCAGCGGCAAGCUGAGCAGCGGCGCCGUGAGGAAGAGAGGCGCAAGGCGGAAGAAGCAGAGUUCGCACGGAAGGAGAAGAUCCGCAAAGAACGCGAGGAAAUCGCAGCGCGGGACCGAGCGAUUGCUGAGCGCCGUGCGCAAGAAGAGCGCGAGAGGCUCGAGGCCGAGAUGACCGAAGACAGCGCGGGCGAGCGAGUGAAGCGGAAGCGCAAGCCAGCGGCGCGGUCGAAGGGCGAAGGUGGUGAUCGCAAACGCCGGUCGAAGAAGAGGAGGGACGAGGACGAGGGCGGAGAGGAUGGCGAGGGCGACUUUUCGGAAGAGGAGCAGCAGCGCGAGAGGCAGCCUAAGAAGAAGAGGCGUCUCACCAAGAAGGAGAACAGCAAGUACAAGUCGGCGGAAUUCAUCAACGAUAGUGACGCAGACUCGCCAGCCCCGUCGCAGAAGGAGGACUCACCGGUGUCGGCCAUCUCAUCGCCGGAGCCGCAGCCAGACUCGGACGACGAGGGUGGUGCGGGCCGGAUGGACGUGGACAGGACUGCAUCUCCUGGUGGGGCGAGAGGCGCUGCAGGCGAGGACGACGAUGAGGAGGAAGGUGGCGUGCAGCGACGGAAGCGUGCGAGGAGGGGUCGUGUGCUUGAGAGUGACGACGAGGCCGACGACGACGAGGCGCCUGCGCCAGAGAAGGCGUCACCAGGAGCGGAUGCUGGUCGGGCAGAUACCACCAUGGCUGACGGAUCUGAUGACGAGUGA